Lactuca saligna is the source of this 1517-nucleotide messenger RNA. The record is from the annotation of a GenBank genome assembly. NCBI's taxonomy places the organism in Eukaryota, Viridiplantae, Streptophyta, Magnoliopsida, Asterales, Asteraceae.
UGGAUUUAAAGGUUUUAAAAGAAAUUGAAAUUCUAAGAAAUAUGUACGUAGGCGCGCGUGAUCAGCUUAGCUUCACAGAAACAGAAGCUGCUAAAAGUAUCAGCUGGUGGUAUCGGGUGGUUAUGGCUUUCUCUCUCCCCUCUCCUCCGCUCAAACUUCCGACCUCAUACUCUUCAUCCACGGUCAACAAUCACACUCUCGCCGCCUCCGCCUCCGCAACAAGCAUAAGAAACACUAGGAAAGGACUAUUACUCAGACGAACAUUUGUCGUAAAAGCUUCAGAAAAGGACGAUGAAAACCCGUCGUUUAAUCCUUUUGGUUUCGUCACUGAUAAUCCAUCAAGCCGAAGCGCCAUUCAACUUCCUGAGAAUCCAGCCGAGGCCGGCAACGUCGGUCAGAUGCUCUACAGAAUAGAAGAUAAGGGAAGGGAAUAUGGUUCUUACAUCAAAUCUGGAGGCUUUAGAUGGUUUGUUAGAGAAACAGGAUCAUCUGAUGCCAGGCUUGGUCCACGUGGAACUGUUGUUUUCCUCCAUGGUGCUCCAACACAGUCUUACAGCUAUCGAGUUGUGAUGUCUCAGUUGGCAGAGGCUGGGUUCCACUGUUUCGCGCCUGAUUGGAUAGGAUUUGGUUUCAGUGACAAGCCACAGCCUGGAUAUGGCUUUGACUACACUGAAAAAGAGUACCAUGAACAACUGGAUAAAUUGUUCAAUGUCUUGGAGAUCAAAUCUCCUUUCUCACUAGUGGUUCAGGGAUUUCUUGUAGGUUCUUAUGGAUUAACUUGGGCUUUAAAAAAUCCAAGCAGAAUAUCCAAACUUGUAAUAAUGAAUACUCCUUUGACAGCUUCAUCUCCUGUCCCAGGACUAUUUCAGCAGCUCAGAAUUCCACUGCUUGGUGAAUUCACUUGCCAAAAUGCUAUAAUGGCUGAGCGAUUUAUUGAAGCAGGUAGCGCCUAUGUCCUGAAGGUGGAAAAGGCUGAUGUUUAUCGACUACCAUAUCUGAAAAGCAGUGGACCUGGAUUUGCUUUGCUUGAAGCUACUAAAAGAGCAAACUUUAAAGGGACUUCAGGCCAGAUAGCUGAUGGGUUCGCAUCGGGAAGGUGGGAUACACCAAUAUUAGUUGCAUGGGGGAUAUCGGACAAGUAUCUUCCUCAGUCGAUUGCAGAGGAGUUUCAAAAAGGAAACCCAUCAGCAGUGACUGUGAAGUUAAUAGAAGGGGCUGGUCAUAUGCCUCAAGAAGACUGGCCUGAGAAAGUUAUUGAUGCUCUGAGAUACUUCCUUUGAUUAUGAUACCGUUGUAAGUUUACCAUCAUUCACACCCCAUAGUUACUCAAUAUAUGUAAUUAUAAACCUUCUUUCACUGCCAUGGAAACACUCGUCUGUGUUGUAUAUACAUUUAUCAUAUAAUGUAAUGUCUGAUUGCAAAGCAGACAAGUGUCUCGAAACUUAUAUGACAAUACAACUAGUCAGAAUGCAAUGAAACUAGAAACACCUCGAAUGAUUAAUCAAGUUACUAAUUAA